AUGCCUCCAAAACGACUCAGUAGAAAGGAGCGAAGGAAGUUGUACACUUCACUGGCAGGCGAGCUGGUGAUCAUGGCCGGGACCGUCAUGCUGGCCUACUACUUCGAGUACACCGACACCUUCAGCGUGCACGUGCAGGGCUUUUUCUGCUACGACACCACGUACACUAAACCGUACCUGGGACCGGAGGACAGCAGCGCCGUCCCGCCCGUCCUGCUCUACGCCCUGGUGGCCGGGCUGCCCACGCUGCUGAUCACAAUCACAGAGACGGUGCUGUUCCUGGUCCAGUACACGUCCAAAGAGUUUGACCGCUCAGAGAAAACAGUGGCCACCGGGGACUGCUGUUACCUUAAUCCGCUGGUGCGCAGGACCUUCCGCUUCCUGGGAGUCUACACCUUCGGCCUCUUCACCGUCGACAUCUUUGUCAACGCAGGCCAGGUUGUGACAGGGAACCUGGCCCCCUACUUCCUGACUGUCUGUAAGCCCAACUACACGGCACUGGGCUGCCAGCAGGCUCUGCGCUACAUCAGCCACCAGGAGGCCUGCACAGGAAACCAGGAUGACAUCCUGCGCGCCCGCAAGACCUUCCCAUCCAAGGAGGCGGCACUCAGUGUCUAUGCUGCUCUCUACCUGGCUAUGUAUGUGACGUGCACGGUGCAGGCGAAGGGCACUCGUCUGGCCAAACCAGUGCUGUCUCUGGGGCUCAUGUGUCUGGCCUUUCUCACUGGUCUGAACCGCGUAGCUGAAUACCGCAACCACUGGUCGGAUGUCAUAGCCGGCUUCAUCAUCGGCACUGCCAUCGCCACUUUCCUGGUGGUGUGUGUGGUCCAUAACUUCAAAGGCAAGUUGCUGCUGAACGAGGAGUCGCCGGCGGAGCAGCGACCCAACACAGCCAUGCUGAACAUGGGCCGCAUGGAGAGUCCUCUGGAGAAGUACAUCGCCUCACAGAAUCACAUCGCCUUCGCUGAGGUCACAUGACGUGGAGUCGGCCGUGUGGCAGACCCAUUGGACAUCCACACUCUUCACCGUCCAAUCCAGUUAACCGGAGCGCAGCGCUAAAGCCCAUUCUGUGUGUGUCUGUGUGUGUGUGUGUGUGUGUGUUCUGCGGUAUGUUGGUCUGUGUUGUCUUUAUCAGGCCCCUGUUGUCAUUUGCAGCUUUGUGUAUUCAAGGAAAUAAAAAGAAAGAAAGAAGAGUCGCUAACCCAGCGGGACAGGUUGCUUCUGCUUUCUCCAUCUAUGCACUUAUUCUGAAUUCUUAUUUGACUCCUGUCUCCCAAAUGAAGCUUGUUGAGACCUGGAGCGGACUUGUUGUACGCUGUGGGACACUAGAAGAACAGGUGAAGACUUGGACUGCACCAUCUCAACUCUGCCAAGGUCAAUCAUGUUCCCAUGCUUUUGUUCUGUGUGUAAAAAAAAAAAAGAGGAAACCCCUCUCGCUAGAGUUUUGUUUUUGCUGUUAGCACAUCAUCCUUAUAACAUUCAGAGGACUGCUGUGGAAAUAUGACAGCAACAGAUGGGCCCAUAUUUAUCAAAGAAAUUCAUGUGAAAUUUUGGACUUACAUGAAAGUGAAACUAA
Plectropomus leopardus (leopard coralgrouper) is the source of this 1576-nucleotide messenger RNA. NCBI's taxonomy places the organism in Eukaryota, Metazoa, Chordata, Actinopteri, Perciformes, Serranidae. The record is from RefSeq and is a predicted model, not a curated record.